Molecule: messenger RNA, 6264 nt
Organism: Nannospalax galili (Upper Galilee mountains blind mole rat)
Lineage: Eukaryota; Metazoa; Chordata; Mammalia; Rodentia; Spalacidae
Gene: Man1a1
Product: mannosidase alpha class 1A member 1
Exons: 14
Coding region: 2099-4327 (742 amino acids)
Biological process (GO): carbohydrate metabolic process; N-glycan processing
Cellular component (GO): extracellular exosome; Golgi membrane; endoplasmic reticulum
Molecular function (GO): calcium ion binding; mannosyl-oligosaccharide 1,2-alpha-mannosidase activity
Source: RefSeq, a predicted model, not a curated record
UUCUUUAUUAUACUUUUGAAAUUCUCUCAGACAACAACCAGGGUUUUAAAAAUGAUGUAAUUCUAAAUUUUUUAGUUUUGAAACUCAAACAUCUACACAAAUGACAAAGAAAGACACAGAGACAUAAGUAUUUAAAAAAGAAAACAGUGAGAAUUAGGUUUAUAAGCCAGUUGCAAUCAGAACAAGGGAGCUUUACUUAGAAGGAGUAGCUGAUCCAACAAAAGGAGAUGGGAAGAGGGGGAACAUUCCACAAAAUUAUUAAGGGGGUUUAUACUAUCUUGUAAGUGAGGAAACAACAACUGUACCACAGGCACCAUAUUAACAAAGGUCAUGGCAUUCCUUCAGGUGGAUAAGCUAUGAGUCUGCACUGAGGGAACAGAAUCAAGAUUUCAUGACUUGAGAAACCAGACCUAAUCAUGUUCAUUUUCCAUUUGUACAAGUGGGCAAAGCAUGUGUCUCUAAAGUAGACUAUGAAGUGCUUGGAGGCAUGGCAAUCGGGGCAAAAUGUGAGACUGCAUCUACACAAUGUAGUUUUACUUGAUGCCUGCUCUCUAUGUUCUUGCUGUACACACACACACACACAUAUGUGUGCGCACACACACGCACAUACACACAGACACAUACACACACGUGGCUUUGAGUGGAUAUUUUAAAGAUGUUUGCAUGGCUAAUUUGAUUAACAUGUCUCUUAAAAUAACUUCUCUGUGGUUUGUUUAAAACUUGCUCUAGUGCAAGUUAUGGACAUUUCUCUAGAAUUCUCAACCUGACUCACAGAGAGACUCACACAGAUGGGCACCUUUAAGUGUGGAACUAUAUAUUCCACCCAAAAGCUAACUUUUUGUUUAGUAAAUUAUCAACACCAGGCUUUGAUCAUAAUAUACGUCUGUCUAAUGAGAAAACCAGAUUAAGAAAACAAUCUUAAAAUAAGCUUCAUAAAUGUGAACCCAAAUAAAAAUUCCCAAAGAUUUAGCAUCUAUAUAAAUCAAACUUAAUUUUCCAAGGGAAAAAAAAUCAUCCUUAAAUCUAUAUGCUAAAUUUUUGAUUCACUACAGACAGCAUCUUAAAUUCCCCAAUUGAUUUCGCCUCAAAAUUAGGGAGUUUAGAAAUAGAAACAGGUAAAACUUCCCUUUGUAGGUGAAUCUCACUAUUGUCUAGAAUACAUAGGAAUAUCAUUUAAAAAUUAAAGUUCUUAAGUAUUUUUCCAUAAAUAUACUCUCAUCCUUAAAACAUAAUUUGAAAAAUAGUGAAUCAUUAAACAAACAAACAAAAAGAUUAGGCAGCAAAUCAAACAAUUGACUUCUUGGAUUAUUAGCCUCAAUUUCUGUGUUUGUCUUCUCUGUACCUAUGAAGUAACUCAAUUUUAAGAGUGUUGUUGGAAACAAUAUUAUUUCACAGAGAUUAAAACUUUUCAGCCUAUCCAUAACCUACAAAAGUACUUUGAAACAAAUUUACCUUUCCAUUGUUAAAAGGAAACAUCAUUGCUUUCUUUUUCUGUGCUAAAUCUAUUACCCUGCUUGGCUAUGCUGCACUCUUCUGGGCAUACAAUUUCAUAGCAGGUAUCAAAAUAACCAAGCCAUCAAGGCAGAUUUAUCAACCCACAAUUUCCUAUUAACAAAAACUUUUCAAUGUACAACUGGCUCGUUUUGCACAAAACCACCCCACAAUAAGUAAUGAUGGCUAAACUUAAUAAUUAAUACCUAAAUGAAAACUGCAGUAGGAUUUCUUGUUUAGUUUUUCUAUCUUUUCAUACAGUCCAACACCUGAAAACAACUGCACUGUGAGCUCUUUCCUGGAAGAUGUCAGCUGCUUCCUCGACUGGAAGAGGACGUGGAGCCACGUUUCUGGAGAAGAGGGAGGGUAAAACAAGGCUGCUGCUAAGAGUCAGCUUUCAGGAAUGGGCAUUCCACGCGAUGCCAUGAGAGGUGGAGCCAGUCUCCAUGGCAUUCCGUGAGACAUCAAAUACUGUGAGGCUUUCUGGAAAACAAUCUCUAUUGGACCAAGUCUUUACUUCGCUGGAAGUAGUCACAUCCAAGACUUAAUUUCAACAGGGUUCAAUUUAUUGCUUGGAGCUCUGGCAGCACAAAACUGUCCUCUUUGAAUGGAAAAUUUGACCAACUGCGAUGAGGGGCUGCAGCCAGCGGUCUGUCGCGCGUGCUUGUGGGCCCGAGGAGCCGCCUGGGGGAGGAGAGCCGCGGGGGAGUCGCUUCCCCCCAGGAGACCCGCAGCCCAGCCCUGCGCUCUGGGCGGCCUGGAUGCGCAGCAGCGGGCACCGCAGCCGCUGACGCCAGGCGGCGGCGAAGUUUGGCUGCUGAGCGGCUCGGCGCCGGGCCACUGGACAGCGCGUCCAGCGACGGCAGCGAUGCCCGUGGGGAGCCUCUUGCCGCUCUUCAGCAGCCCUGGGGGCGGCGGCCUGGGGGGCGGCCUGGGUGUGGGGCUCGGCGGCGGCAGGAAGGGGUCUGGCCCCGCCGCCUUCCGCCUGACCGAGAAGUUCGUGCUGUUGCUGGUGUUCAGCGCCUUCAUCACGCUGUGCUUCGGUGCGAUCUUCUUCCUGCCGGACUCCUCCAAGCUGCUCAGCGGGGUCCUGUUCCACUCCAACCCCGCCUUGCAGCCGGCGGCUGAGCACAAGCCCGGGCCGGGGGCGCGCGCGGAGGACGCUGCGGAGGGGCGAGUCCGGCACCGGGAGGAGGGCGCGCCCGGGGACCCCGCGGCUGCGCUGGAGGACAACUUGGCCAGGAUCCGCGAAAACCACGAGCGGGCUCUCCGGGAAGCCAAGGAGACCCUGCAGAAGCUGCCGGAGGAGAUCCAAAGAGACAUUCUGCUGGAGAAGGUGAAGGUGGCCCAGGACCAGCUGCGUGACAAGGUGCUGGUCGGGGACCUGCCGGAGGUGGAUUUCCUGCCCCCCAUCGGGGUGGAAAACCGGGAGCCCGCUGACGCAGCCAUCCGCGAGAAAAGGGCAAAGAUCAAAGAGAUGAUGAACCAUGCUUGGACUAAUUAUAAACGCUAUGCCUGGGGCUUAAAUGAACUGAAACCCAUAUCAAAAGAAGGCCAUUCAAGCAGUUUGUUUGGCAACAUCAAAGGAGCAACUAUUGUAGAUGCGCUGGACACACUUUUCAUUAUGGGAAUGAAAACAGAAUUUCAAGAAGCAAAAUUGUGGAUUGAAAAAAAUUUAGAUUUUAAUGUGAAUGCUGAGGUUUCUGUUUUUGAAGUAAAUAUACGCUUUGUUGGUGGACUGCUGUCAGCCUACUAUCUGUCUGGAGAAGAGAUAUUUCGAAAGAAAGCAGUAGAACUUGGGGUGAAAUUGCUACCUGCAUUUCGUACUCCCUCUGGAAUACCUUGGGCAUUGCUGAAUAUGAAAAGUGGUAUUGGUCAGAACUGGCCCUGGGCCUCAGGAGGCAGCAGUAUUCUGGCAGAAUUUGGAACCCUGCAUUUGGAAUUUAUGCACUUGAGCCACUUAUCAGGAAACUCCAUCUUCGCUAAAAAGGUAAUGAAUAUUCGAACAGUACUGAACAAACUGAAAAAACCAGAAGGCCUUUAUCCUAACUAUCUGAAUCCCAGUAGUGGACAGUGGGGUCAACAUCAUGUGUCAGUUGGAGGACUUGGAGACAGCUUUUAUGAGUAUUUGCUCAAGGCAUGGUUAAUGUCUGACAAGACAGAUCUAGAAGCUAAGAAGAUGUAUUUUGAUGCUGUUCAGGCCAUUGAGACACACUUGAUCCGCAAGUCUAGCGGUGGACUAACGUAUAUCGCAGAGUGGAAAGGGGGCCUCCUGGAACACAAGAUGGGCCACCUGACCUGCUUUGCGGGAGGCAUGUUUGCACUAGGGGCAGAUGGAGCUCCUGAAGCCCUGGCCCAACACUACCUUGAACUUGGGGCUGAAAUCGCCCGCACCUGUCAUGAAUCUUAUAAUCGCACCUUCAUGAAACUGGGACCAGAAGCUUUCCGAUUCGAUGGUGGUGUGGAAGCCAUUGCCACCAGGCAAAAUGAAAAGUACUACAUCUUACGGCCAGAGGUCAUCGAGACCUAUAUGUACAUGUGGCGACUGACUCAUGAUCCCAAGUACAGGACAUGGGCCUGGGAAGCUGUAGAGGCCCUAGAAAAUCACUGCAGAGUGAAUGGAGGCUACUCAGGCCUGCAGGAUGUUUACUUUGUUAAUGAGAGUUAUGAUGAUGUCCAGCAAAGUUUCUUCCUGGCGGAGACACUAAAGUAUCUGUACUUAAUAUUUUCCGAUGACGACCUUCUUCCACUGGAACACUGGAUCUUCAACACUGAGGCGCACCCUCUCCCGAUACUCCGUGAAGAUAAAAAGCCAGUUGAAGUCAAAGAGAAAUAAAAUAUAUUUUAUAUUCACUCUGCUUCAUUCCCCUCACUGCAUACCUUAAUAAUUCCCUUUCUGGUAAUCAGACACAUGACAAACUUUUAUCACUUGAUAAAAGUCUGUGAUUAUCCUAAGUUCUGAGUUUGUUUUGCAGUCUUUUAUGUUGAUUAUCUUAAGCAUAAGUGGACCUAAAUUUCUUAUUCUUUUAAUAUCCAGCUACUGGAGCCACAGAUUUCGUUUGUCUGUUGAGUUUUUUUAUGUGAUCUAUUAUCUCUAGAGUUCAUGAAGAUGGAUGUCAUUUUCAUGAAACUGGAUAGAAUAGUACACCAACGACCUCUUAAUUACCAUUUGAUUUGACUGCAAAACUUUUUUUCCUCCUCUAUGAGGAGAUGAUGUCUGCUUUAAGCUGUAAUGUUUUGCCAUGUUGCAAAAAGCCAUAAUAAUAAAUUAAGUAUUAAAAAAAGCUUUUUCCUUUUCAAUUUCACAUUAAUCGGGUUUGUCUAUCCACCAGAGACAGAUCUUAUAACUGUGACAGCCACCUUAGGCGGGUCUAUCAUUAUUCGAUAGAAUGUCUAAAGUACUUCACGCACAUUGCAAUUCAGAUGAGUAGGUCAUCCCAAAAGAAUCAUCUCAUGUUGACCUCAUUUCAUCUGCAGCGCAGUAUAUUUUUGUUGGUUAAUUAUAUUAGUGUUUUGUAACUUUUGAAUUUGUUCUCUACUUUCACUUUAAACAUCCUGUAUCCUCUCUGAAUCACGUACUGCUUAAUUUAUUCCAUUCCUCACUACACAGCAGGGUGAGCUCUCAAGUUUUGCAGAGCUUUACUAUCACCAUGUUACAUUUUUCAAAGGGAAACAGUGUAACUUUAAUGUGCCAGCUCUUGCUUUUAACUGAAUACAUAAAGAAAUCUGGUCUCUAGAGAGAGCAUGAGACUUUCAUAUGAUUUUUGAUUCAUUGUUUACAUUUCAUCUUUGACCUUUUUUUUUUUUUAAGGAAAGAAGGCAUUUCACUUGGUUCAGAUUUGAAAAGGGCCUUCCCAGAGGUAGGAAAUUAUUUCACUUCAAUUGGUGAAAGCAAGAUUUGACCCAGUGAAAGAAACUUUCAGUGCACCUAAUCAUGGUCCACUAAGGAAAACCAAAUUAGCACUUAAGAAUAUAGUAUAUUUAGUAUGGUUACAUUCAACAUAAAGAGUGUAUCUUAGACAUAAUUUAUAGGACUGGACACCCUUCCUCAUAAUUUGAUCUGUAGCAGAUCAAAAUGAUUAUAUGAUUCUUCUAAACCUUAUUUCAAAAUGUGAAUGUUUUUCCCAGGAAUAGAUUUGGUGAUAGCUUGCAUUAUCGGACUGGCUCUUUAGAAAGUCAAGGGACAAAAACUCUGACCACCUCAAUUUCAACCUAGUAUGGUCGGAAAAAAACAGUACAACCCCAUGGAUUCAGUUGAAGCAUAUAUUUCUUUGCAUUUACAGUUUUCAAACUUUCUGAGUUCAUCAGUUUCCUAUGAUUCAACUUAUAUUUUCUGGGAUGCUUAUUUUCUUGAUCUCAGUAGACGAUAGUUUUAACUGUUUCUGCUUUUAAAAUGUUUCAAAUGAUUUCAUUUGAUCUGACUACCUUUGUGUGGCCUGUUUUGUUUUUAAUGUUGUGCAUUGGAAUAUGUCAAAAGUAAAAUAGUAAAAUUAGUAAAUGUAAAAGGUCCCUCAGCAGACCAUUAUAGCCAUGUUAAUGAAUUUCUGACCCAAAAUAACUUCUGCCUGUGGUCUGUUAUCUGAAGCUCAGGAAAUUGUAAUAUCAUUUUCUUAAAACUGAGACUAGUUCACCAAUAACCUCUUAAUAACAAUUUGAUUGGCCUGCAAAACUUUCUCUUACUUUGGGAGGAAUGAGCAAAUAAAAGACAUUUUUCAAAAAAACAAAAAAAACUCUAAGGUAAACAAAAUAUUAAAAAGUACUGCCAAAAUUGGG